Messenger RNA from Ochlerotatus camptorhynchus, 1852 nucleotides. RefSeq names its product Alg3, alpha-1,3- mannosyltransferase (gene Alg3). Gene Ontology annotation, molecular function: dol-P-Man:Man(5)GlcNAc(2)-PP-Dol alpha-1,3-mannosyltransferase activity. The record is from RefSeq and is a predicted model, not a curated record. Bases 62 to 1633 code for a protein of 523 amino acids. Lineage: Eukaryota; Metazoa; Arthropoda; Insecta; Diptera; Culicidae. Gene Ontology annotation, cellular component: endoplasmic reticulum. The transcript has 2 exons.
GUGGGAGUUGGUGAUCAAAAUAGAACAUUAGAAAAGUUUGCUCGUUCCGUCGCCCUCCAACAUGGCACCGCCGGGUAGUAAAAACAAAAGUAUUUCGGCCGCCGGCAAACGGGGCAGCACCAGUAAACAAUCCAACCGGAUAUCGGUGUGGUCCCACUGGCAGAAACAGUAUCUGAAUGUGGCAUUUGUGAAAUCGCUUGUCUUCGAUCCGGCUCGGCUGCCGCUGGUUUCCUGGCUCAUCCUUGCCGCCGAACUGGUGCUGAACGUUUUUGUCGUACGCAAUGUUCCGUACACGGAAAUCGACUGGAAGGCUUACAUGCAGGAAUGCGAAGGUUUCCUGAAUGGAACCACCAACUAUGCCGAGCUGCGAGGUGACACCGGUCCGCUGGUCUAUCCGGCUGGAUUCGUUUAUAUUUACAGUGCGCUGUACUUUAUAACAUCCCACGGUCAGAAUAUACGAUUGGCUCAGUACAUCUUUAUUGCCAUUUACUUGAUGCAAAUGGGGCUGGUUCUGCGGAUGUACAGUAAGAGCCGGAAGCUCCCGCCAUACGUGCUGGUCCUCACGACUUUCACAUCGUACCGGAUUCAUUCGAUUUAUGUCCUGAGGCUGUUCAACGAUCCUAUUGCGAUUCUGUUCCUGUACUUGGCUCUAAAUGCCUACAUCGACAACCGGUGGACCCUGGGAAGCGUCUUCCUGAGCUUGGGCGUUUCGGUCAAAAUGAACGUCCUUCUGUUCGCACCGGCAAUCUUGCUGCUGUUUAUCACCAACUUGGGAUACGUUAAAACGUUAAUUCAAUUGACCAUUUGUGGCGUGAUUCAAUUGCUGCUGGGAGCUCCAUUCCUGCUGACCUAUCCGUGGGAAUACCUGAAGGGAAGCUUCGAUCUUGGACGAAUUUUCGAACACAAGUGGACCGUUAAUUAUCGCUUUCUGGAGAGGGACAUCUUCGAAAGCAAGGUUUUCCAUCUGUCUCUGCUUGCACUGCAUGCGCUGAUGUUGCUGGCCUUUGUUUCCCCCUGUUACAAGUAUUUGCAAAACUACUGCCGCCUAAGAAAUCUGGAAGCCAUGCUGGCACCGCAGAUUGCCGCAAAGAAUCUUGAGGUCUCUCAGGAGAAGAAGAAAAAGAAGGAAAAGCCCAAGCCUCAACCGCAAAAGGCCGAGGAAAAGCUCUCCAAAGAGCAGGAACAGUUCUUGAAAUCCUUCGAAAAAGGCAUCAAAAAGAUGUCCGGAAAGGAGGCUACGGUUCCGGCUGUUGCCAACGGUUCCCCGGAACCGCAAGUGGAAGGACCACAACCAAGCAAAUACUCUGUCCAUUUCGAUCGUGCCACCCAGCUGGCCCUGCUUCCCAUCUUUCUGUCCAACUUCAUCGGAAUCGUGUGCGCUCGCAGUCUGCACUACCAGUUCUACGUGUGGUACUUCCACAGCUUGCCCUAUCUGACCUGGUUCACCGAGUACAGCACCAGCCUCAAGUUCCUGCUGCUGAUGCUGUUGGAGUUCUGCUGGAAUACCUACCCGAGCACCGUGGUAAGUAGCCUCCUGUUGCACACCUGUCACAUCAUCCUGCUGGUGGGAAUCGGGCGGAAAAUGUUCCGCAAAAUUCCGGAACUGUCGCAAUUAGGCAAGGCCACCGACUGAGAUUGGGCCAAGGUUUAACUUGUUUGACGAUGAAGAUUCUCCGAAGAUGCCAAAAAGUUAAUGGAACGAAACUGCAUUUUGCACGAUGUGCCUUUUCCCUGCGGAUUCCCUGGGGGGGAAUUGAAGCGUAUAGAAGUUUUUGUUUCUGUUUGAUCGUAGGGUUUUGUGUUUAGAGUAGUGUUUGAAUAUUGACAGAUUUGAUGCGUGUAUAAAGUAAUA